Neolamprologus brichardi is the source of this 883-nucleotide messenger RNA. NCBI's taxonomy places the organism in Eukaryota, Metazoa, Chordata, Actinopteri, Cichliformes, Cichlidae. The record is from RefSeq and is a predicted model, not a curated record.
UGCAGCGGUGCGUUCAUGGGACUUUUUCCGGAGUGUUUGAAAGUUGUCAACAGAGAAGCAGAGGAAGGAGCAGGAGAUCAGCGGCUUUAACGGGACUGUGGAGCUCGGAGGAGGAGGAAUGGGCUGCACUCAGAGCAAGAAGAAAAGCAAAGGCAAGAAACGAGAGAAGACUCAGAAGGCGAACAUCCGCCAGGAUGAUGAAGGUAAACGUGCGUCAGGUGAGCCGGACGUCUGUCUGGAGAAGCAGUUGGAGCGGUUUGAGUGGCAGCUGAGGAUUUUAAAGGAGGCCAAUGGGAACCCAGAGAGGGCGGAGUUACUGAAAGACCAUGGUGAUGAAGAACUGUGUGGCCUCGUACUGAGCAUCCUCGAUAAGGUGAAAACGGAGACAACGGCCGAUUUGAACAUCCUGCAUGAACAGAAGAGUAAAUCUGCUACUGAGGAGCACGAGAGGCACGUGGAAGAGCUGCAGAGGAGAAAUGAGCACGAGAAAAAUCAACUGACAGAAAAGUUUCAGGCGGCUGAAAACGUUCUCAAGGCUAAAGUGGAGGAGCUGAAGGCAGAGCUGCAGGUUUACAACGAGCUGAAGAGACGAGUCGAAGAAUCGACGUUUAAGAAGGACCUGCAGAGGAAUAUACAGGCUCACGGGAGCCCAGGUGCAUUCUGGGAGUCUGAGCAGGAGUCCCUGGUGUUUGUGAUUGAGAUGAAGAGUGAGCGCGUGCAGGAGCAGAACAGGAAGCUGCAGCAGAUGGACAUGCUGGUGGAGAAGAAUUUGGCUUUGGAGGACCAGAUCGUCCACACCAUGCAGCAGAACGAGGACCUGAGGGUCCGGAUAGACAACUGCCAGACUCUCAUUCAGUACGUGCCUGAAUAUUUGAUAGAGUGA